GUUGACCUGGGCGGGGUACCACCCUUUGAGUCAGCGCGGGUGCCCCCAGCCCGCUCCCAUCCGCGAUCAGGAAGCCGUUCCCGAAACCUGAGGAGGUGCGGGGGUGGCUUAUCCCUUCCUGGCCCCACCCCUGAAAGUUGCUGGGAGUGGCACCCAGAGAACUUUCCCAGACAGAUCCCGGAGCUGGCCGAGGAGGUGCGCGCUGAGCGCUCAGCCGCAGCCGGGUGCGCUCCUGCCAGGCCCCUCCUUCCCGCAGCUGCGAGGCCGAGGGGAGGGUCGGCGCGGACCUUGGUCUGAAGCAGUCGCACCGGUUUGUCGAGCUCCGUCGUGCGCCGCGGGAGCCUGGGCAGCCGGCACAGCCGCGGGCCUCUGGAGCCGCAUCCUCUGGACCUGCACCACUGUUCUCAGAAGGGAUCUGAGAGGACACAGAGUAUUGCCUAUUGCCAGGACCAAGGUGGGAUUUCCUGUGCAGCCUUCUGCAAAUGGUGCUCCACUCCAGCGAGCCUGACUCUUCUUCAUCCUUCAGAUCUGAGUUGAGAGUCUUUCCUCCAAGAAGCCUCCCCUGCACUUGCCUGAGUAUUUCACAGACACGCGAGGGUUUUCAGUAAGCAGUUGUUUGAUCUUCUUCAGAGGUUUCAAGAACUUGUUAAUAAAAUAACAAGAAAAAAUUUUUGAGGAGGGACAGUAACAUCUUCUGUAGGAAAGAGAAUUGGCUUCCUCGUGGCGAGUACGCAGCAGAUAAUUACAUGGGAGGGCAGUAACCAGAAGGCUUCCCUCUGGAUUUAGUAUCCGCAGAGAAGGUCAAUUCUAAGAGUCCAUGUUGAUCUCAGAAGCAGAAGGAUCUAAAGAAGUUAAGUUUCCACAAAGAACAAGAACUUUACCAUCUCCUUUUUGAUCUGGACUGGUGGACAAUGGAUACCACAGAGACAGCAAAACUCGAACAUUUGGAAAAUCAAGCCAGCGAUGCCGCAAACACUUACACAAGUCCUGCUGAGCCUGUUGAAGAAGAAAACAAAAAUGGUAACGGUAAACCCAAGAGCUUAUCAAAUGGGCUUCGAAAGAGCGCCAAAAAGUACCCGGACUACAUUCAAAUCUCUAUGCCCACCGACCCCAGGAACAAGUUUCCCCUGGAGUGGUGGAAGACCGGUAUUGCAUUUGUGUACGCACUCUUCAACCUGGUCCUGACAACCGUCAUGAUCACAGUCGUGCAUGAGAGGGUCCCUCCCAAGGAGCUCAGCCCUCCACUUCCAGACAAGUUUUUUGAUUAUAUCGAUCGGGUGAAAUGGGCAUUUUCUGUAUCAGAAAUAAAUGGGAUUAUAUUAGUUGGGCUAUGGAUCACCCAGUGGCUAUUUCUGAGAUACAAGUCAAUAGUGGGGCGCAGAUUCUUUUUUAUCGUUGGAACUUUAUACCUGUAUCGCUGUAUUACAAUGUAUGUCACUACUCUACCUGUGCCUGGAAUGCAUUUCCAGUGUGCCCCAAAGCUCAAUGGAGACUCUCAGGCAAAAAUACAACGGAUUCUCCGGCUGAUUUCUGGAGGUGGACUGUCCAUAACUGGAUCGCACAUCCUGUGUGGAGACUUCCUCUUCAGUGGUCACACAGUUGUUCUGACACUUACUUACUUGUUCAUCAAAGAAUAUUCUCCUCGUCAUUUCUGGUGGUACCACCUCAUCUGCUGGCUGCUGAGUGCUGCCGGGAUCAUCUGCAUUCUUGUAGCACAUGAACACUACACUGUCGACGUGAUUGUUGCGUAUUAUAUCACAACGCGACUGUUCUGGUGGUACCAUUCCAUGGCCAAUGAAAAGAACUUAAAGGUCUCUUCCCAAACGAAUUUCUUGUCUCGAGCCUGGUGGUUCCCCAUCUUCUAUUUUUUUGAGAAGAAUGUACAGGGCUCAAUUCCUUGCUGCUUCUCCUGGCCGCUGUCCUGGCCCCCCGGCUGCUUCAAGUCAUCAUGCAAAAAGUAUUCACGGGUCCAGAAGAUCGGCGAGGAUAACGAGAAGUCUACCUGAGUUGCCAAAUGGGCACCAGCUCUUACACCAAAAGAGUUUCAUGCUGUAACCAAAGGUGUAGCUUUGUAUUUAUUUUCAGAGAACUGACUGGUAAAUGAAGUGGACCAAAUUUUUUGCAAAUGAUUGGAACAACGAAUGAAGUAUUACCUUUUGACUGCUUUUCGUUUUUUGUUCUUUUAUUCAUCCUGAGAAACAUAUUUUCCUGCAGCUCUUCAUUCAUUGGUGACAAGCCCGAAAACUAAGGUGCCAAAGACCAUACUCCUCUCCUCCGACCUCCUUCACUUCAACAUUCUUUCUGGAUUGUUUUUUCCCUUCAAGGUCAGAAGAAUUUGUUAAUGUUUUGAAUAAAAUAUCUGGAUAUAAAUAUAGUAACUUGACAGUGAGAGUGGGUUUUAUCUUGAAGCAUAGUGAGAGCAAUCCCCAGCUGUGAGUCAAGUUCAAGUGCACUUUGUUUCUGCCCUGUGAGGAAAUGGUCGGUGAUAUCUUGGAAAGUACUUUGCUCCUGACCCCCAGAUGCUCUAUGUAUGACUUUCACUUUUCUAUUCUUUUGUCUUUAACUGGUAAUUUUUUUUUUUUAAAGAAGUGGUCCAAGGAAACAUAUAAGUGACACACCCGUGGAUUUUUCCUGUGUGUAAAUAUUUCACUGUCACGUCUGUCACAUCUCUAUGACGGACGAGUUCUUUCUGCUAAGGCGCACACCUCCUAUACACACAGGAGACGCUGUCUGCCUGGCAGAUUUGCACCAAGCCCAGAGCUCUUACCUGUGCCUGCACAGGUUAAAAAUACGUAUAUGAACUGAUGCUCACACUCACUGGGGACCAAGCAUGUGUUUCCCUUCCAGCUCAUGCCCUGGUGUAAUGACUGUUUUAAGGCUCCUAAUUAGAACUCAGAAGUUUGAGCACGUCAUUAAAAAUGAUUUCUCCUUAGUUGAAAUUGUGCUUUACAGAAAAAUCAGCUGGAGCCUGAAGAUUUAAUGUUCCUUGCCUUUUAGCAAGAGAUUCAACUCCCUAUAAAGUGCUCCUAAGGAUACAUCCCACGGAGCAUCUGACUUUUACCCUGUGGACAUUAGCACAUGGUGCUGCUCUUAAACAUGUUGGCAUCAGCAUGUGAGGCAGCUACAGCUACAUAGGAACAGGGCACAACUGUGUCUAAAUUUCCUUGAGGUGAUUCAAAAAAGAUAGAUUUUAAAAAUCUAAUCAGAUUUAAUACUAUCUCAUUUAGUGCAUUAUUUCAUGUUAGUAUAUCUUCUGGAUAAUUCUUGGCUUAAUUUCUUAACUACCUAAAGAUUGAUUUGUAAAACUAGCAACCUUAGAAAAAGUUCUAGUUACAAAAUUGUCAACACUAAGGCGGAGGGUAGAGAGACCAACAGUCGGGGGGGGUGUGUGGAGGGAAGCAGUUCCUCUCACUUCUCUCAGAAUGGAAAAGAUCCCCAAGUUUAUCCCCGUCAACUAUUUGGCCUUGAUUACACAAAAGUAAACUUUAAAUUGCUUAUUAAGAAAAAAAAAAAAAAGCACAAUGCAGAUCUGUUCAGAAGGGCCUCUGUCCUCUGGUGCUAAAAUUCUGCGUUCAGAGUGACUCUUUUCUGUGGUACUGGGUAGUUAAAAGAAAAAUGGAUGAAUUGAAAGGCAGAAAGUAAGACUCUGAAUUUUUUUUUUUUUAUCUUGUUGAGACAGGGUCUCCCUGUAGCCCCAGCUCACCUGGAACUCUCUAUGUAGACCAGGCUGGCCUCAAACUUGCCUGCCUCUGCCUCCCAAGUGCUGGGAUUAAAGGCAUGUGCCACCAUACCCUAAUUUAGUUAUUUUAACAAGAGUUGAAACCCUAAACAUCUUUGGAAGACUUUGAAUACAAGAAUUUUUCAAGUGUUUUACUAAAUAAAUGCAUAUCCAGCUUACCUUGUUUUAGACACAAUCCUAUACAGUUUUCAUUGUUCAUUUACUAAAAUUUGAUUCUUGUAGUAGAACAAGGUAUUUGGCUAGGAAACACUGAUUUUAACUUCCUGUUGUCUGAUUAUGAGCGAGUUACCUGACACUGAAGCCUGAGUUUUGCUCUGAGUUCUCAAUGAAAUAAAACACCGAGAGCUUCAUCCGGCUGUAUCUAAGAUAACCCAUUUUUAUUCAGUUGAGUAAAGAAAAUGCUCAAGCUUUAAAAAUCAUUGCACUUUGAUUAUUGGGCCCUUGAAACUUAUUAAUAAGCCUUGCACUUUACUCAUAUAAUCCAGGUUUUAGAAAAUACCAUCAGCUUGGAGCACUCGUGGCUCUCGCAUGAGCUCUGCUGCUCCCAGGAUCACUGUGUGUCUGUCACAGCUCUCCAAUAGAUGCCGAGGAAAAAGGUGGCUUGAAAUUAAGAGAGCAAAAUGCCAAAAUUUCAAGAAUGGAAAGCUAACAGAAAGACUUAACCAAAUCUAAGACUUACCCCAACAUGCCACUUUGGGAUAUAUAUAAACAGUUACCAUGAUGUUGCCUUUGAAAACAGUAAUUUUCUUUGAUUUUAUUUUUGAGGCAGGGUCUCAUCUCACUAGUAGCUCAGAUUAGCCUCAAACUUGCAGUGCUCCUGCCUUGGCCUGAAUAUUGGGCUUGCAGGAAUGUGCUACAAUAGCCACCAAGCAACACCUUUCCUUUGCCAGUUAAGAUACAGAUCAUAUCCAUUAUCCGUGUUUCUGUAAGCCCAUGCUUCUGUUUGAAGACUUCCCUGUAAUUUAGUCCUUCUGGGAAAUGUGCAUAACAUAUAACACCUGUUAAAUAUGCCUUGUGUUUUUCCUGAGUCUUUCCAAUGGAAAUGUCUCCUCCCAGAUUUUAAUUUUCGAGCUCCACUCUUAGAUCUGAAAAAGAAAGCAUUGUUUCCAAGGUUCCCCUUGAACUACUUGUGACUGUGUUGUAUUACUUACUGGCAUGUUAGGAAGCAAGUUUUGCUGUGAGAGGAAGACUACCUGAGCUUGAGCUCUAAUAAUCUCCCAGGCUGGUAUGUGGUGAGGAUUCUUUGCUGUGUCACCAGUGCCCCCUUGUGGCAAUAUGUCAUGUAUGGACUGUAAACACCACUUUUUUUUUUUUUUGGUCUUUUUUGAGACAGGCUGGCCUUGAACUCACAGAGAUCCACCUGCCUCUUCCUCCAAAGUGCUGGGAUUAAAGGCGUGCGCCACCACGACCAGCUUGAAACACCACUUUUUAAAAUGUAUUCUUCAAAUUUUUAAAAGGCUUUUUUGUGUUUUUGCCAAUAAUGGAAAGUAUUAUGGGAAAGAAACUUUUUAUUAAAGACAUUCUGAACCCUUUCCAAAGGGCAAGUGCUCAGAAUCUGAUCACAGAAAAUUGGAGACCAUCGUUGCCUUUUAUGUCACAAUCAUUAAUGUCCAGCUCUAGAGCUACCUAAACUUUAUUUUAAAGCCUGAAGACAACUGUCUUUCUUUUUUAUUUACAUGCUAGCAGUAAAAGUUUUCUUUAAUUGAAAGUUCAUAUCUAGUUCCUUAAAUGUUUUGAACUUUUUGUUGUUUGUUUUGUACUAUAAAACUUUACAUUUUUAAGCUGGUCUUAACACCCACCUCUAGAAUAAGGUGUGGGAAGGAGUUUCUUCAUGAGUUCACAUGUUUAAAUCAAGUAUAAGUUAUAUGUAUAUUGUGUCGAAGGCUUUUCUAUUUGUAUGUAUAAAGAUUUCUGAUAUUUUUGUUUUUAAUGUUAUUGUGUUGCAAUAAUUUAACUCUUUUGACUCAGUUGACAAAAAUACGCCUUUUACAAAGAAGUGCUCUUCGCUAUACUGAAAAUCAUGUCAGAAGUACCCAAAGACAAGUUUUUAUACAGACAGACACCUCAUAGGUUCUGAUUCAUUUUGUUGCUUCUUAAUCUUGCUAUACUGUGUUCUAAAUGAAUCACGAAUGACGAGGGUGGGUUGUUAUGAAAUUAUUUUAAACUAUCCUUUAAAAGAAAAAGAAGAAACUAUAAGCUAAUCUAGUUGCCAAGUUGGAAUUCAUUAUUUAAUUUACCUCCUAUGCAAGGAUUAAUGCUGCAAAAUGUAUGGUUGGGUUACAGUGUAUUCACAGAAGAAAUAUAUUUACAAGGUUGGAAAGGUAGCCAAUUGCAUUCUUUUGGAAAUUUACUGUACUGUUUCAAUGUGUUAAGUGCCUUGUUGUAAAGUAAAAUUUUAAGUCUAGAAUUCCUUAUUUUCCUGACCUAUAUUUUUCAUUAUGAUUACCUACUGUAUGCUAUUGUAAUCAUUUUAUUAAAUGCUUACAUUUUAAUCA
This is a messenger RNA of Nannospalax galili (Upper Galilee mountains blind mole rat), 6234 nucleotides long. RefSeq names its product sphingomyelin synthase 2 (gene Sgms2). Gene Ontology annotation, biological process: sphingomyelin biosynthetic process; ceramide biosynthetic process. Lineage: Eukaryota; Metazoa; Chordata; Mammalia; Rodentia; Spalacidae. Gene Ontology annotation, molecular function: sphingomyelin synthase activity; ceramide cholinephosphotransferase activity. The transcript is spliced from 9 exons. The coding region runs from base 912 to 2006 and encodes 364 amino acids. The record is from RefSeq and is a predicted model, not a curated record. Gene Ontology annotation, cellular component: endoplasmic reticulum membrane; Golgi membrane.